UCCAGUUGUUUUCAGCUGAACUCGAUCUCCAGUCUGAAGCUCCUCCAGUGUUUGUAGAGAAGCUGAAGCUCCUGCAGGUGAACUCUCAGGAACAAGAGUCCAGAAAGUCAGUCAUGGCUUCCUCCAGCAGUGUCCUGUCUGAAGAUCAGCUCCAGUGCUCUCUCUGUCUGGAUGUGUUCACUGAUCCAGUCUCGACUCCAUGUGGACACAACUUCUGCAUGGUGUGUCUCAAAGAGUGCUGGGACAGCAGUCCACGCUGCCAGUGUCCAUUUUGUAAGGAGGAGUUCUCCAAAAGGCCUGAGCUACGUGUGAACACGUUCAUCUCUGGACUGGCUGCUCAGUUCAGGAAGUCAGAUCAGGUGAAGUCCAGCAGAGCUCCAGAAAAACCUCCCUCCAAACCUAAAAAGGUGCUGUGUGAAUCCUGCACUGAGGAAAAGCUGGAGGCUCUAAAGUCCUGUCUGAGCUGUGUGAACUCUUACUGCAAGAUUCAUCUGGAACCUCAUCAGAGAGUUUCUUCAUUAAAGGAACACAAACUGAUGGACCCUGUGGAGAACCUGGAGGACUACAUCUGCCAGAAACACCAGAGACCCCUGGAGCUGUUCUGUAGAGACGACCAGACGUGUGUGUGUCAGUUCUGCACUGAGGGAGACCACAAGACUCACAGCACUGUUCCUGUAGAGGAGGAGAGUGGACAGAAGAAGAUUCAGCUGAUGAAGACCCAGGCAGAAGUUCAGCAGAUGAUCCAGGACGAACUAAAGAAGAUUGAGGAAAUCAAACACUGUGUAGAGCUCAACAAAAGAAACACAGAGAAGGAGAAAGCAGACAGUGUGGAGGUCUUCAGAGCUCUGCUGAGCUGCAUUGAGAGAAGCCAGGCGGAGCUGCUUGAGGUGAUGGAGGAGAAGCAGAAAGCAGCAGAGAGGCAGGCUGAAGAGUUCAUUAAAGAGCUGGAGCAGGAAAUCACUGAGCUAAAGCGGAGAGACACUGAGCUGGAGCAGCUCUCACACACUGAGGACCACCUCCACCUCCUACAGGUUUACCCGUCCCUCUGCAGCCGUCCACUCACCAAGAACUGGACUGACGUCAGUAUUAAGACUCAUCUGAGUGUGGAGACUCUGAGGGGAGCUCUGUCUCAGCUUCAGCAAUCACUCAGUGAGGAGAUGGAGAAGCUUCCUGACAUCAAAAUGAAGAGAAUUCAACAAUAUGCAGUGGAUGUAACUCUGGAUCCUGAAACAGCAAAGCCAUACCUCAUCCUCUCUGAUGAUGGGAAACAAGUAACACAUGGAGACACUCGACAGAAUCUCCCUGAUAAUCCAAAGAGGUUUGAUGGUUGUGCCUGUGUUCUGGGAAAGGAGGGGUUCUCCUCAGGGAGAUUUUACUAUGAGGUGCAGGUCAGAGGGAAGACUGAGUGGGAUAUAGGAGUGGUCAGAGAGUCCUUCAACAGGAAGGGUCUGAUUAAAGCCAGCCCUAAGAAAGGAUACUGGUCUGUGUGUCUGAGGAAUGAGACUGAAUAUAAAGCUCUGGACACUCCCUCUGUUCCACUCUCCCUGAAACAGGCCCCCCAGAAGGUGGGGGUGUUUGUGGAUUAUGAGGAGGGUCUGGUCUCCUUCUAUGAUGUUGAGUCCAGAUGUCAUAUUUACUCUUUCACUGGUCAGUCUUUCAAUGAAAAGAUCUAUCCGUUGUUUAGCCCCUGUCCCAAUGAUGGAGGUAAAAACUCAGCACCACUGAUCAUCACACCUGUUCAACAUUGUAAAUGAGGAUCUUUUCUCACACAGAAACAUUUUAGGAUGUGAAAAACUGACUAGUCACAACUUUACAGACUGUAACUGAAAGUGUUAUUUAUAUAUACAGUACUGUGCAAAAGUUUUAAGCAUCUGAGAAAAUGAUAUCAAAAACUAUUUAUCUGACAAGUAUUUACGUAUUUAGACAAUCAGUAAUAUUAAAAUAAAUAUAAAUAACAUUAAUAUAAUGAGGAACUGUCACGCCUUCUGCCGAGGAUGCCUCCUCCACCUGUUCCUUUUCGCUCAGAUCCCUUGAGUCCUUGAACGGCCCCGAGGACUACAACUCCCAUGAAUCAGUGGGAGACCACGUGACUCCUACUCCACCGACAUCAACCAAUGAACAUUAAUUUCAGCGUUCAGCCUCACCAGAAUUCUAAACUGUCACACCUGUUUUUCAUCACAGCUUAUUAGCCAGUUUGUAUAUAAAGCCCGGGCUUUAGCUUAGAACUUUGCGAAGUAUUGCCACCCCUUUUUUGUUGCGUACUGAGCAUUCUUUGUUUGCAAGUUUUUUCGUGUAUGACCUGUUUUUCAUAUUUCUGACCUGCCCUUUUUGUCUUUGCCCUUUUUUGGUUUGUUCGCUGGAUCCUGUAUGAGAUUUUGAUUUUUUGAACUCGGACUGGUUUCUAGCUCUCUGGUUCUGACCCUCGCCUGUUUUGACUACGCCCUCUGUACAUCCAUCAAAACCUCAAGUAAACUUCAACCUUGUCCUUUUACCUGCGAGCGUCUGAUCUGUGUUGACAUCGUAACAGGAAAGAGUUUUUGUGUGUCAGUGUGA
Molecule: messenger RNA, 2553 nt
Organism: Colossoma macropomum (tambaqui)
Lineage: Eukaryota; Metazoa; Chordata; Actinopteri; Characiformes; Serrasalmidae
Product: E3 ubiquitin-protein ligase TRIM39-like
Exons: 7
Coding region: 114-1754 (546 amino acids)
Molecular function (GO): protein binding; zinc ion binding
Source: RefSeq, a predicted model, not a curated record